Sphaeroforma arctica JP610 is the source of this 359-nucleotide messenger RNA. RefSeq lists its product as hypothetical. The annotation marks the transcript as partial. The transcript has a single exon. The record is from RefSeq and is a predicted model, not a curated record. Lineage: Eukaryota; Ichthyosporea; Ichthyophonida.
UCAUUCCUGGUACCGAUAUUCACAUACGGUUCACAGGAGCACAGUCCUUCCACGAGCAGAUCAAUGGACUGCAGCAAACAAAGAAGCAUGACUUACACACCCAGCCCCAGCCCCAGCCCCAAGUCCAGGCUCGGACCCAGGACCAAUUAUUAAAAGAUGGGUCCCAGUCCCAGGUGCAGGUGCAGGUGCAGGUGCAGCCGCAGCUAGUUCCCCUGCUGCUGUUCACGGCCGUGUCUACGGGUGUGGAUCGGCAGAUACAUCUAGACACCCCUGGGAUCGCCAAGCAUCUGCUACCGCUCGGCGAGGAUGUCAUGACGUUUGUGCGCAGUUCGGUACGCAGCAUCAAUCUGCUGGUCAAG